AUGGCUGUUUUAUUAGAGAAUUCAUUAAAUUGUAUAUGGCAUGCAUUUUAUGCAUUAUAUACAAAUAAUAAUACAACAAUGAAUACAACAAUUGAUUGUAAUACAACAACAAUACAACAACAAGUUGUACCUAAAUCUAAAUUAAAAGUAUUAACAGCAAAUAUAGGAAUUUUAUUGGAUUUGUACGGAGUGGAACGUGGCUUGGAUCAUUUCAGAAGUACAUCAACCUUAAGUUUCCAACAUUACGUCUAUUACUUGAAGUGUGAAGUGUUUGGAGCGUUACCAAACACGUUGACAGCAUCAGAACUACGUCAAUAUGAAACACGUAUUGCUGAAGUGUGUUGGUUGGUGUGUCGUAAACCAUAUUUGUGCAGACAAAAUCCAAUUUUCACAUCAGAAUCGGUUUAUCAAAUAUUUCGUAUAUUUUGUGUAUUCGGUGAAACCGAUCAACAUAAAUAUGGUAAUGAAGUUCGUUUACAUCCGGAUGAAGCUGAAUGGUUGGCAAGAACAUUAGCAACAUCAUUAGGUAAUUCAUUUGAUGAAGAUGAUUGGCGACAUUUGACUGAAUCUGCUGGUAGCAUGAAACUAAACAUAUUCAUUGCAUUGAUUGAGGCACGAUGUCUUGGAGCUGGUGAUAGUUCAAGCUCAACAACAGUGACAGAUAUUGUACCGAUCACAGAAGCGGUCAAUGACAUGUAUCGUACUUUUAUUCAAGAUGUCAUCAAAAAAGGAUAUCUGUUUAAACGUGGCUAUCUGUUGCCCACAUUCCGUGAAUACUGGUUCGUUCUGCAACCGUCCGAGCUGGUUUAUUAUAAAACACGAAGCGAGAAAGAUCGAAGUGGUGUGCUGGUGUUGGACACAGCAAGUCGUGUAGAAGUGAUCAGCACCGAACAUGGUCACAAGUUUAUGUUGUCAACAAGUAUGGGUCAAUUUGAAUUGUCUGCAUCGGAUCACAUGUCCAGACAACAAUGGGUGUCAGCAAUACGUUUAGCGGUUCAAUAUUCUGGCACUAGUGUUGGCUAUCAACGAGCGCUAGCAUAUAAACGACGUCAGCAAAGAGUUACUAAAGCUGCCUCUGAUCUCAAUCGUCAACAACAAUUAAUUGAAGAACGUGCUGCAAGACAAGCGGCUGAAGGACGAGCUGGUAUUUUAGAAGCAGCCGCUAAAGAUGAAGCAAAACGUGCUGCUGAAUUAGAAUGUGUACGAACAACUUUAGAACGUUUAUUAGAAGAGGAAACACAAGCUAGACGUGAUGAAGAGACGGUACGUGCGCUACAAGCACGUGUACUGUCCGAGGAAUGGGAACGUAGAGAUGAAUUAGAACGUUUACAGAAUGAACAACGUGCAUUGUUAGAAUUGGAACGCACGAAGCGUGAACAAUUAGAAUCGAAACAACGUGAAGCUGAGGAACGUUUAAAACUGUUGGACGAAGAACGUCAACAAUUGGAUAGACAAUUACGUGCUGCCCAUUCUAGAAUACAACGUUCAGAGGAGUCACGUGAAGUUUUAGAAGCUAGAUUAAAAGCAGCAGCUGCACCUCAUGCAAGAGACGUAGAUGAUCGUAUUGGUGUUCGACGUGCACAAUCAUUUAUGCCAUCAACAGGUAGAGAACGUCCUGUACUACUUGAAGUGAGAUCAGCUACGUUACGUAGAUCAUCAAAUCAACAUUAAUGUUAAUGUCAUCACUUUUAUUUAAUUCAUUCAACAAACUUAAUUUAAUCAACUUGCCUUGU
Molecule: messenger RNA, 1733 nt
Organism: Chrysoperla carnea
Lineage: Eukaryota; Metazoa; Arthropoda; Insecta; Neuroptera; Chrysopidae
Product: differentially expressed in FDCP 6 homolog
Exons: 5
Coding region: 1-1671 (556 amino acids)
Cellular component (GO): nucleus; cytoplasm
Source: RefSeq, a predicted model, not a curated record